AGCAAACAGUCGCUGGCGCUCGCGGCUGGGAAGCGCGUCAACUCCAGCUUCUCCAAAGCUUUCACCCCAAGCGUCAUUGCACCGCAUCCACCCACGCCAGGUGAUGCAUCGCCUGUCGCUGCUGCUAUACUGACCGUCGUGGCAAUGGCGCCUGUGUCCGACAGCAAUUACUUUGCCUCCCUAGACGAGUGCCUGUCUGGGGAACGGAUACUUCUGUCGUGGAAACAUGUUGCCACUGCACUCUCAGACGAAUCCGGCAGACGACAGACCAGCGCGGCUGUUGCCGACUUUCUGGCCGACGAAUACGUCCAUUCGCUCUUGAAAGAUCCGUCAGCCGCCUUUGCGCCGCCCAACGAUGCUACCAGGAAGGAAUUCGAGACAAAAACGGCACCAAUAAAUGUCACGUCUGCCUCAGCAAACAAGGCCGACGUCAAGGCAGUCAAGGAGGACGCUGAAUGGUUGAGCAAGAAUGCCAAGGUCAACCUUGUCACUGCACUUCGAAUCGCUGUGCUCGAGUUUCAGUCGCGAGCCUCUCAACACUUAACCGGGCCUCUCUCUACACAAGAUGCAACAAACUUGCAGGAAGCCGCGGGGCUACAGAAUGGGCAGGGCGGUACCUUGCUGGCUGAUCUGGGCGCUGCUCCCGCGCUCGACUCCGACGAGAUAUCUGCCGAGUUCGCCAAGAUCGGCUCCAGACACCGUCGCCUUUUCGACAUACUCUUAACUGAGUGCCGGUCGUUUAUGAUGACGAUGGACUACAUAUACUCGAUCAAACUCUAUGGCCGACUCCCAAUCUCCACAGCGAGAAAACUCGCGAAGCUGGCCACGCUGUAUAAGCUGAAAGAGACCACGCGCGCAAAAGAGGAGGCGACCACGCUAUUGCCAGCGUAUUUGAAGAUUGUCGGCAGCUGCAUGGGAGCAAUUGAGUCUGGCCUGGGAUCGUUGACUGACGAUAAAGCAAUCUUGACUGAGGAAAUCGAACUCGAAUGGUUCCGCAGCCUCCUGACGGAGAUUGUACACUCGCUUUCAGUUAUCUUCCAGAUCGUUGACCACCUCGGCAGCGACUUCCCGCCCUCUGGCUCCAUAAACCAGUGGUUCUCUCUGAUGGACACAUACACUUUCUUCGAUUCGAUCCAACCGAUUCACCCGAGGAUCGCCGAGUUGAUUCCCCCGCUCAAGUCUCUCGCCGUAGCCGUCUCUAUCGGUCUCCUGAAGCCGGCGCGGUCUCUGACUUUUCUCACCGAGCGAGAAGAGGAUCCCACAUUACCCGAGGACUCAUAUGACGCCUACCCGCUCCUCUCGGACGUCUUGGAGCAGGUACACAAGUGCAUCAUCAAUGCGGCAAGCGUGGACUGCGAUGCUGCGACACCAGCCAUCUUCGCAUGGACCUUGCUGCUUCACCGCAUGAAUGUGUCGUAUCAAAAUCGAACCGAGAAGCGUGAUAAUCUGCUGCAACAGAACGCACGGGAGAACUUCGAGUCCGGGGGCGUCAUCCGCCCUACUGGAAGACGGAACUCAGCCGGAAGCAUCUUCUCGAUUGAGUCUUCGAAGUUCGACGGCUUCCUCGAGAACUCUACCGCCUCCAAGGAUCUUCAAGUGGUGGAGCAACUUGCUUCUAGUGUCACUUCCCAUGGCAAGGUUUUCAACAUCAUGUCAAGCAUGGCAUCUGGAUUGGGACCCUCUUUCGAAGGAAGCAUGUCGCCGCUGCUCAGCUCCCGCAUUCGAGCUGUUCUGCUAGAGCUUCUGAAGGUCUCCUAUCCGGUCGUCGGAUAUCAGUCUGAACCCCUCAGCACCUUACUUGCAGUCCUAUCGAUGGGGCGGGACUACUGGGACCUUUCUUCUGACGAAGCUCUUCCCGCAUCGCACGACAUCCUCGCCUCAAUGACUCACGAUGACUACCUGAUGCAGUUUUACUUUCAGCAAGCUCUGGAUCGCUUCCCUUAUGAGUUCACGCCGUUCAUAUCCCUGUGCAAGAGCCUCUGUACAGCGGCAACGCCUGACGAAGAGGAGCACCCAGACUUGAUACUCAGCCUUCUGCGCAAGACCCCAUCCCUGACGUUUGUCUUGCCUGAUGACUUCCAGGCAUACGAGUUGGUGCAAGAAGACGAGAACACCAACUCGUUUUGUCUACUUGAGGACAUUCCGUUGAUUACCCUAUCAUCAUCAUGGAAGAGGAGGUACAUGGAGGACGAUGCUUACAGGAUACCAGCCGGGGCUUAUGGUCGAUUCAUCACAGACACAGGUCGGGUUGUGCUAAUGGAUUUUCCACACUCGACGCUGUCUCUCCUUGGACGGCAGCUUGAAAUCAAUCUCAUGAAGGAAGGCUACCGCUCGGAGCUAAACAUGCUGCAGCCUGAAGAAGUCGUCGAAGUCGUAUCGCUGCUGGCCACUCUGCUGCGUGUGGAGUAUCUGAGGUCUACCAACACGAACGGCAACAUGUCCCUCGUACAAAAGGACAGUGACCUAUUGCACGAGAUGAGCAAGCACAUCAGCGGCGGCAGGGACAUCGUCACCGUCGUCUGUGAGACCAUGGACCAUUUCAUGCAGGACGAAUUGGCGAUGGCUGAAGAGGCCGCUGUCAACGUUCUCACUGCAUGUGUGAAGUUCCUGGAUGCAAUCGUGCCUGUGCAACCCAGCCGCGUUUGGUCUUAUUUGGCCCGAAGCGAGCUGCUCAGCUCAGAUUCACGAGCUGGAAAAAUGGCCAAGAUCACUGGCACCCUCGACCUGGUCUCGGAAAGAUUCAAUUUUCUCACGUCAUGUCUGUUGUUUUUCUCAGGACUCAUCGACACAGCGAUGCACUCCGCUGUUCAGCGCCGGGCCGGAAACAGGUACACGGGACGGCAAAAAGCCGAGUCCAACCCCUGGCUGGGUACGGCCGACAAAGUGCUUUCCAGAGUGAGCGUUUCGAUCGCACACGCCUCGAUCGAUGUCUUUGAAAGCUCGUCAACCUGGCGAUUUGAAUCCGAUGUCAAUCGACUCGCGUUGCUAGAUGCCGUCGUACCCGUUCUGGACAAGUUGGUGCUUUAUAGCUACCAUAUGGGAGAAUCGGCCAGCACAGAGAACCUGACGUCUUGCCUUCGGGCGGCUGCAUCUUAUAUCGUCGACUGUUUCAUGUCUCCAGCAACCGGCACCCUGAGAUUCCAGCCCAUCCUCAGUUCUCUGAUUGCGGGCUUCGUUGCUGGCAACUCGACGCUGUAUCCUAUACGUACCAGGAUUGUCCGGGGACAGCUGAUCUCUACACUCAAGCUGUCCACCACUCUACUUCGGGCAGCCAAUUACACGGAACAGUCGACCACCACGUUCGAGACGUAUCUUUUCAAGAGUUCGACGCUGUUGGCACGGUUAUGUGCCGUCUCGGACCUACUUCGCACCCCUGCCAUCGUCCUGCUGGAGGCCCUCGUGGUCAACGCUGGCAAGUCUGCGUCAGAGCCGCCGUCUCUGCUCGGUUAUCUUGGUCCCGAGUUUUCCAAGUCGUUCCUGCAGCUUCUAUCCGGCCUUGGCAAACCCCUUGCCUUGACGCAUGAUGCUCAAGUGACUUGGCGCUUCUUCUCGUCCAUCCUGAGGAAUCGGCAACAGUGGAUGUCUAACUGCCUUCUCACUGGCCAGACACCUCGGGAAGCUAUGAAGCAAGGAAGCAAGGCGAGUGAGCUUUCUGCUGACUCAGUCUUUGCUGAAGCCUUGGCGAAGCUACGGAGGCUGAAAGACCUUGAUGGAAUUGAGGCCCUCGCAAUCUUAGACUUUGUCGCAUCGGCGCAAAAUUAUUGGCCGUGGACGGUUUUUACGCUUCUAAAAGACACAACCUACGUGGACGGACUCCGGGCUUACGUGCGAAAGCUUGAGCCGUCUCACCUGACCGUCAAGACAGACGCUGUCGGAACCAGCAUUGAUGCUAGAAUAGCGGCAUAUGUCGCGGAGACCCUGGCUAUGCAGCUGUAUCACUCACGGCACCAAAGCAACGCUGACGGACUGGCAAAAGCCCUAGUGACAGACCUUGAUUACUUCCUACGCGAUGGUAUAGAGGUCGCCGGCUACAACAAGUCGCUUCACAGCAAUUUCGCCAAAAACUUCUCCAACAAAUACUUUGGCUGCGCCGUAGCAAACUUCAAGCGCACGGGACUCGAACCUGGAGAGCUGGGCAACAACUACUACUAUGAUUUGGACCGCGCGGACGAUAUGCUAAGGUUUGAUCCUGGCUGGUUGGGCAAAAAGGACAAUGGCUUCAAGAACGAGAUGGAGCUUGCGAACGCAAACCUUUCCCUUGUCGACGCGCAAAUAGCCCUCUUCCACGCCUGGGAGUUCCUGCUUGUAGAGCUCAGCACGUGCUUGCCGACAAACGAGACGGUCGUGCGACAGAUGCUUCAGGUUGCGCAACAAUGUCUAAAUGCGAAUCAGAGCGCGACAGGACCAGAGAGCAUCUUUGUCAAAUUGGUCGCUGCAAGGGCUGACCUGGCUCUCGUCCUGGUGCAGCGACUUGUCAAAUCGUCUAUUGCUGUUAAGGACAUCAACCAACUCCUCGAGACUUUAGUCGCAACGAUACGCGGCGUCGAGGAGCCGCUGGCGCAGGAAUCUGCGGCGUAUUAUCGCACCUUGUUGAAGUGCCUGUUCGUUACCCUACGGGCUUAUUCAUUGACAGAUCAGAAAGCUGCGUCCGACUCGUCAGUGGAGCUGGAGAGCUCGGCAACAGAUGUCACGCAAACCAUUCUCAACAUCCUAGACCACGUCGUCUGCAAAGGGUUCCGGGCUCUGGUCAGUCUCAUUCAUGAAAACGACGCAGAAGUGAUACCAGAAGACCUCGCACUCUUGACGGCCAUAUUGCAGGCCAGCGUGGGCCUUCCCACCAUUGAGCAGUCACAAACUCAAGUCAUGAACAUUGUGGCUUCCCACGACGCCGUCCAUGCGGCAAUAGCACUGUUCUCGUGGGCCGACAAGCUCGCUCAGCAAGGCGAUCCGGUCUAUGGAGAGUUGAGCAUACUUUUCCUCUUGGAGCUGUCGACCCUGCCGCUGGUUGCCGAGCAGCUGGCAUGUGACGGCGUCCUCAGCAGUUUGUUGUCCGCGAACCUAGCCAAGUAUAUGCUCAAGGCCGAAAUCUCCCCCUAUGCCGACGCCCCAGUGGCUCAGCGCUGCUACGCGAUAUGGGCAAAGGGUCUACUGCCGUUCAUGCUCAACUUACUCGCAUCCCUGGGCGCUACCAUCGCACCAGAGGUCGCGUAUGUGCUGAACCAGUUUUCACACCUACUCGAAUCCAGCGUGGAUCGAUUCGAAGCACCAGGUCUGAACCGGACAGCGUCGAGAUCCAGGCCUCAUUAUGUCACGCUGCUAGCAACAUCUGAGAUUCACUCUCUGGCACUGUUGACUCGCAUUCUGGCGGUCUUGCGCAUCAACAACUCGCGCGACAUUCCUGCCGUCGAGUGGGACGCGACGGGCCUGUUGGAGAAUGUCGACUUUUGGCUCUCUGGCAAGCGGCUGCUCAGAGAGCGGCUGCUGCCUCUGGGAGCUCGAGAAGUAGAGUGGAGGAAUAUCAAGGUAUCCGGGGCGGCUGGAGGGCAGCACGACAACGUGCUUGAGCAGAAGGUCGUGUCGCAGCUGGAGACUGUUAGGGAUGUCUUGAGCGAAGCGCUUGAAUCAUGAGCGCCCAGCGUUUCGUUUUUGGAGAUGUAGAGAAGCUCAUCGGAACCGCUGGAUAGAGGGACUCAAACGGAAAUUGGCGUUGGGGAGCAGAGGGAUGCAUAGCACGACCGUGCAGAGACGCAUACGGGAUUCAUCGGUACUUUGCGCUGAUGGUUCGUGCGGUGGGACGCGUGCUACUUACUUAGGAUGCGGAUAUGCCGCUGAACACAAUCAGUUGAAGGCAUCUACUUGACAA
Molecule: messenger RNA, 5863 nt
Organism: Purpureocillium takamizusanense
Lineage: Eukaryota; Fungi; Ascomycota; Sordariomycetes; Hypocreales; Ophiocordycipitaceae
Exons: 3
Coding region: 145-5628 (1827 amino acids)
Biological process (GO): protein import into nucleus; RNA export from nucleus
Cellular component (GO): nuclear pore inner ring
Molecular function (GO): structural constituent of nuclear pore
Source: RefSeq, a predicted model, not a curated record